Megalobrama amblycephala (Wuchang bream) is the source of this 1372-nucleotide messenger RNA. Its product is annotated as transcription factor SOX-30-like. The transcript has 5 exons. The record is from RefSeq and is a predicted model, not a curated record. Bases 59 to 1291 code for a protein of 410 amino acids. Lineage: Eukaryota; Metazoa; Chordata; Actinopteri; Cypriniformes; Xenocyprididae.
GGAUGCAGGAGUGUGUGACAUUCCGCGACCGUUACUGUAACGACAGGCUGACAAACUAAUGGACAGACACCCAAAAAUGAGAGCUAGGCUGAGGUUCAGAAAAGCUGAAGAAAGUUUAACAACUGAUGAAGCGGUACCCAAAUGUGCCGAAACAGAAAACGGCGUUUUUAAACCUGAUAGUCCUGUCGCUGUCUGUGCUGUCAAAGCUCAACGAGUCGAAGACCCAACUAAAGUUAACAGCUUGACGACUCGCAGACGAGAUCAUCCACAGUUUGAGGACAUGUCUUUGAGAAGAGACGUUGGGAUUAAUCAGGACUACUCUGACAGGAUUGUGUUUCCACUUCAUCCCUCGGUUCAAGAUUCACUGGAGAUGAGAGAUAACGCACUUUCCUCGUUAAAGAUUUCUCAGGUUUUCUCUUAUAGUGAAAUGAAUUCAUUUAACUGCAAUUUGUCGAGUGAGGCGCCUUUCCCAAAAACAUACCAUCAGCCAAUCAGCCAGGCGCAUUUUCCUACAGAAACCCAUCAGAGAGUCGACAUGACACCUUUUCAAACGGGAAAUAAUCAGCAAAUCAGCCAUUGUCCGAUAGUAAACCAUCAGCCAUUUAUUAUGGCGCCUUUUCCAAAGUUAUACCAACAGCCAAUCAGCGAGGCUUCUGAGCAAGUCAAUUCACAAGAGCUGAACUUCCCUCAGACUCCUUCAGGAGCAGAAAGUAAGGUGGCAAGACCUCAGAACAAAAAAGCGUCUGUCAAAAGGCCCAUGAAUGCCUUCAUAUUAUGGUCAAAGAUUCACCGACGCGCCUUGUCUAAGGCCAACCCUAAUGCCAGCCACUGCGACAUCAGUGUCCAGCUGGGGUUAGAAUGGAGCAAACUGUCUGAAGAGCAGAAGGAGCCAUACUACACUGAAGCACAUCGAAUCAAGGCAGAACACAGACGGAAGUACCCAGAUUGGGUCUAUCGACCAAAGAAGCGCUCUGCAUCCAAAGGAGCACCGGCCAUCCCUGCGACCCAAAACUCCUCACUCUCCAGUCUGACAUGGGCACAGAGAUCUAACACUUACCCAGAGCCCCUGACAUCAGUCGGAGACAUCACAGGGCAGAGCGGACUCAUUUCUCCAGUCUGCAUGAACCAAACCAUGGAGAUGCAGCAAGGUGUUACCUUACCAAGGUGUCUUCACUGCGCUCCUCACUGCAUCUUCUCUGCAAAUCCGCACAUGACUGGACCGCAGUUCUACCCAGAAUCCAUCCCAUAUUCAAGCUAUUCUAGCCAUCUCACUGACUUCAUGAGCCACUAGACUAGAGGCAUGAGGCGCUGUCUGUCUUGAAUCUUGAAUAUUCCCUCGUGACGAUAAUUAAAAGGAAAGUCUUUUCAUUAA